Messenger RNA from Suillus clintonianus, 306 nucleotides. RefSeq lists its product as uncharacterized. Gene Ontology annotation, cellular component: cytosol. The transcript has a single exon. Gene Ontology annotation, molecular function: magnesium ion binding; holo-[acyl-carrier-protein] synthase activity. Bases 1 to 306 code for a protein of 101 amino acids. The record is from RefSeq and is a predicted model, not a curated record. NCBI's taxonomy places the organism in Eukaryota, Fungi, Basidiomycota, Agaricomycetes, Boletales, Suillaceae.
AUGCCUUCAUGUGCCUCAGCGCUCAAACGGGCGCAGUUAGGUGAAAAAGUCCGUUCUCUGUAUCUUUGUGCUGCGCUCAUUCCCUCGCAUUAUCGCCGGAAGCUCAUGGCUCGGGAGAAGAAUCUAAUUCUUGCUGAUGUCACUGAGGAAGAGGCAAUUCGCAGAUUUUACUGGAUAUGGACCUUGAAAGAGGCUUACACCAAGGCUCUCGGGAUUGGCCUCGGCUUUGACUUCAGAAGAAUAGAAUAUGAUGUUGUGGAGGAGAAAGUGACUGUCAAUGGCGAACCUGCGAGAGGAUGGUGGUGA